AUGCGUGCAACAAUAGCCUGUGUUGUAGCAGGUGCCACUACGUUGAUUACCACUCUUUCCCUGGCAGCUGCCGGUACAGCACUGUUAAUUCUAGCCCCUACCGCCUCCGCGGGAAGCUCAAGCGUAGUUCCCUGUGUAGUUGGCAAUGGCAACAAGGAGUUGUGUGACUCGUGUGACGAAAGUAAGGCAAUUGAGGUUACUUCCUGGAACAAUGCCACUUGGGUAAAGGACUUUAACAUGGGGGAUGCGCCAGCAGAGACUGGUCCAGGCUACAAGGUGUACUGGAAAAUAGACCAACCAGCAGCAAACUGCCGCGUUCUCCUCUUCGACGACUUCAACAGCGACAAAGGCAGCAUCGAGCCAGGGCUUUCGGGACGAAUCAGGCUAUCAGUGAACAAGGGCGGUUGUUACAUGUCCACCAUCCGCUCCGGAGGAGUUGGCGCUGGAGCUUGCUGUGGCGCAGAAUGUGUCAGGAUUGGCGCUUUCCCCGGCGGUACUACAACGAAGCGCUCCGAGCCCGCAUCCAAAGACCCCACGAGCUCACCACAACUAUACACUCCACGCAGGAGUAGAAGGAGUAAAUCACAGUGGCUGAGUCGACGCAAUACGGGCGGGCAGAACAAGAAUCCAUUCGCGAAUCGACCUGCCUCUAGUGCUAACUGGAAUGCAAAGCCAGAAGGCCCUACCUACACAAAGUCAGGGAAGCAGGUUGUAGAUGGUAAUUCAUUUCCCUGUGGAUCUGACAUUGGCUGCGACAUGUCAGUAGAGUUUGAGGCUAGCGUGGCCUCAAGCGUGUCUAGCGAAAAGUCGACAACUUAUACGAACAGUGAAGGGAUGUCGUUCGAGGCAAUGGCCGGAUGGAUGUUAUCUGGUCCCACGGCUACUUUUAGUGUUGGGUACAACAAGGAAUUUUCCGAGGCUGUAUCUUCGUCAACAGGCAAUACUAACACAGACACAAAGUCAAAAGGAAUCAGCUUUCGACAGCAGGUAACACCGGGAUUUCAGUACAACGGUAAGAGCCCUGGGUAG
This is a messenger RNA of Parastagonospora nodorum SN15, 1029 nucleotides long. RefSeq lists its product as hypothetical. The record is from RefSeq and is a predicted model, not a curated record. NCBI's taxonomy places the organism in Eukaryota, Fungi, Ascomycota, Dothideomycetes, Pleosporales, Phaeosphaeriaceae. The coding region runs from base 1 to 1029 and encodes 342 amino acids. The transcript is spliced from 4 exons.